Molecule: messenger RNA, 2342 nt
Organism: Toxotes jaculatrix (banded archerfish)
Lineage: Eukaryota; Metazoa; Chordata; Actinopteri; Toxotidae
Gene: sar1b
Product: secretion associated, Ras related GTPase 1B
Exons: 7
Coding region: 177-773 (198 amino acids)
Biological process (GO): endoplasmic reticulum to Golgi vesicle-mediated transport; intracellular protein transport; vesicle organization
Cellular component (GO): COPII vesicle coat; endoplasmic reticulum exit site
Molecular function (GO): GTP binding; GTPase activity
Source: RefSeq, a predicted model, not a curated record
UGUUGGACAGCCAUUGCAGUGUCGUGGCUCAGUAACAACACACGAAAUAGGAGAGGAAGACCUGGCAUCUCGCAGGCUCUCUUUUUUUUGACCGGGAGGCUAAUUUACAUGAGUAUAAGAGCGAACACACUCGUUAAAUUAAUCUACGCCUAAAACGGGAUUCAACAACUCCGGAUAUGUCAUUCCUAUUCGAUUGGAUUUAUAGCGGUUUCAAUAGCGUACUACAGUUUUUAGGACUGUACAAGAAAUCCGGCAAGUUAGUAUUUCUUGGCCUGGACAAUGCUGGCAAAACGACGCUACUGCACAUGCUCAAAGAUGACAGAUUGGGACAGCAUGUGCCAACUUUACAUCCAACCUCUGAAGAGUUGACGAUCGCUGGCAUGACUUUCACCACCUUUGACCUUGGAGGCCACGCACAAGCCCGCAGAGUGUGGAAAAACUACCUCCCUGCUAUUAAUGGCAUUGUCUUCCUUGUGGAUUGUGCGGACCACGCGAGAUUGGCCGAAUCAAAAGCAGAACUUGAUGCAUUAAUGACAGAUGAGACUAUCGGAAAUGUGCCUAUCCUGAUCCUGGGCAACAAGAUCGACAGAUCAGAGGCCAUCAGUGAGGAGAAGCUGAGAGAACUUUUUGGAUUGUACGGACAGACGACAGGCAAGGGUAACAUUCCCAUGAAGGAGCUGAACACAAGACCACUGGAGGUGUUCAUGUGCAGUGUGUUGAAGAGGCAGGGCUACGGUGAGGGCUUCCGCUGGCUCUCCCAGUACAUCGACUAAAGAAGCCAAGCAGCCAUAACAUACCAACAUCACCACCACCAUCGGGGGGGGGGGGCUAAACCCAACCACUCAAGAUGCCCGCCGUUGCCACCAGUACCAUCAUACUCAGCCCCAUGUUUGGUUAAACAAGUCUGCCUCCACCUCCAGAGAAACCAGUACAACUUGAUCCCAAUAGACUUUUAUUGGUCGAACAUUUGGUUCCGCACUUACAGCAUACAUUCAUACCUGUACUCGCACACACACACUCAUUUCCAUCUCUCUUUCUUUUUCUAAGAGAGUAACAUAGCAUUGGUUCUACAGCAAAGGGUGUUCAAAUUCAAACGGAUGAAUCUUUUCUAUAUUGUGUCUGUCGUAUGCUGCCCUCUCUCCCUCCCUUCCAUCUGUUGAGUGUGAUGAUAGAUGCGUUAUAACUGUAAAUCUGUACAUGUAUCAGAAUCCCUGGCGCCUCUUCAACCUCUUCAUCUCAUUCUGAGCAAUGACAGAGAGCAACAUAGUUGUACACAUUGCAGUACACUUUUUUAACAGUAAAGACAUUCAUUCAACAUUGUAUUUAAUCACUGCGUUUUGGUUUGUCCUGAUUUUUCUUUUUCUAUACAUGAUUAAAAAAAAAUAAAAUGUGUGGCCACGUAUACAGUCCUCACUAUAGAUGUGUGGCUGUUUCACCCAUUUAUUAAAAUGGACCAGUGCAUUUAUCUUAGUGAUCCAUUUCUUUAGGUUACUUGGAAUUUAAAAUAAUGUUCCAGACUUCUGUCUUGUGGGCACAGUAGCAUUGAAUGGAUUUAAGUCAACUAGGCUCCCUUUUUUAAAGAGAAGCGAGGGGUGGUAGUAAAGCAAUGGAAGGAGAAUUUUAAUAGAAAAUAAUACCGGCAAUAACCCCAGCGAGGUUUGAUGAAAUCGUGUAGAUAGCACAAUGGUCAGUUGAUGCAAAGAAAACUAUUUAAGUAAAUGAAACUUUUGAAUGAAUAGCUUGAUAACAUGCAGUAAGCGAUGAAGGGAGGAAUAAACAGAUGGUUGUAACAUCUUGUAGUCAUCGAUAUUAAUAGUUCAUCCUACAGAUGUAUUUUGCAGCGCAGACCUUUUUACAGGGUGAAUCUAGUGACCAAGCGUAGAUAACAGAGGACACAAUCCCAUAGUGGGAACAGGUAGAUAGGCCUAAGACACCUCUAAGAAAGGGACCAUGUAUAUAUGAAAUGUACACGAACAUCGUACAUGGAUUUUGUAUUUAUAAGUGGUAUCCUUUGAUCUAUGUGCAUUACCAGAAACUAUUAUGCAUGCCUUGUUCUUUUGAUUUUUAAUGACCAUUAUUCCAGAGGGUACAACAGGAGGGAUGAAAAUGCCAAAAUUUACAAUGAGAGCUGAUUGUCAUGUUUUUUGUUUUUUUUGUUUUUUUGUUUAACGGAAACAAUGGAAUUGCGCGUAAUACACACUUUUUCUGUCCUCGUCCCUUUGUGUCUCUUUCAUUCCCUCAUGACUAUGUGAUGAGCUGUUCCAACAAGGGUGGGACUUGCUGUUGUUUGCAUCAUAAAAAUGUAAUAAAUGUUUGCAAUGAUUAACAGGCUUUAACAAUGA